This is a messenger RNA of Canariomyces notabilis, 2814 nucleotides long. RefSeq lists its product as uncharacterized. Gene Ontology annotation, molecular function: RNA binding. Bases 196 to 2325 code for a protein of 709 amino acids. The record is from RefSeq and is a predicted model, not a curated record. NCBI's taxonomy places the organism in Eukaryota, Fungi, Ascomycota, Sordariomycetes, Sordariales, Chaetomiaceae. The transcript is spliced from 6 exons.
CAAUCGCGCACCUCGAAAGUGUCGUAAUCUCGUUGAUCGCGGCUUCUGAAAAGACAAGCACUUGGCGAAGAACGAUUGGAGUCGUGUUGAUCGACACGUCCACACUUUUGUGACACCGGAGAGCAUGGUAUAGACGUCUUCUGACAACUCCGCGCUCUUUUCGUAUCGCAAAAGACCGGCAUCGCCGAUUCCAUCAUGGCAUCUGCUGUAGCAGAGUUGGACGCCGGCCUCCAGGCAAUGCUCGCGUUGAAGCCGCCUGGAGUUUCUGGCUCUCGGAUCGCAAAUAUCACGGCGCUAUGUGUCGCCAACGUCCAGUCCGAAUCCGUCCUCAUUCAGAAACUCUUCACCCAUUUUAAGAAAACACCUGGCACACACAAACUGGGAGUACUCUACGUCGUAGACUCUGUAACGAGGAAGUGGCUGGACCAGGCCAAAGCCCAUGGGCAGACCCCAAGCCUGACAGCGCCAGACGGAACAUUCGCUGCAGGCGUGUAUAGAGUAACUGAACUGAUACCCAUUCUGAUGAACGACAUCAUCGCAACAGCGCCGGAAGAUCAAAAGGAGAAGAUAAAGAAGCUUGUCGAUAUCUGGGAGAAAGGCCAGACUUUCCCUGCUUCCAUGGUCAACUCAUUCAAGGAGAAACUGAAUGCUCCGCGAGGCACGAAUGAAUCGACAACGCCUCCUGGCAGCCCUCCCCCGAACCUGAUGGCCUCACUUGGUUCCAGCAGCAAGCCAACACCACAGCAAAACGCUGUUGUUCCGAACAUCCUGGAUACCUUAGCCAACAUUGCACGCCAAAAUGCGACAUCAGCACAGAGUAAUCCCAGCUUGGCAGCCCCGGCUCCGGCUCCGGUUCCGGCUCCAAUCUCGGCCUCCACUCCGGCCUCUGCAAACCCCCUGUUCAGUACGUCUGGUGCUCCGCCUAGUAGUGGCGCAAUGCAGCCUGCUCCGGUACCUAUGCAAGCGCAGCCAAGUAUGCCGUUCCUGCCAACAUCUCAGCCGGCUGCCCAGCCCGUAAAUGUGCCAGCCCUGCCGUUCGCGUUCCCGCCACCUGUGCCACCCGCACAGGUUCCGCCGGCAGCGCCGGCAGCUUCGGCACAAAGUAAUCCGGCAGCUGCGACGGUGCAGCUUGUUGCUGCGCUGGCCGCCCAAGGUCUUCCGAUUGACAAGAUUGCCAGCGUGAUUCAGAUGAUGGGCCAGGGCGGCGUUGUGCCCCCGGUACCUCCGCCGCAGGUGCCCCAGCCUGCUCAAACCGGGUUUACAGCCCCCCCACUAGGCGGCGCUGCCCCCGGUGCUGCUCCCUGGGAAGUCCCUCGACCUGAUGAUGCACGUGAUCGCAUAGGCUAUCAUGAUGGCAUGAAGUCCCCAAUCCGCUCUCGGGGUAGAUCCAGGUCCCGCUCUCCUCCUCGUUGGGACGGCCGAGGCUCCCCCCGGUCGCGGCCGAAUGAUCGUGGGUUUGACUAUGGACGGCCCGGCUCCCCGCCCGGGCGCGGCCGCCCAGAUGAUAGAGAUCGUGACCGUGGCCGGAGCUACCGCCAGCGAUCGCCUCCCGGUCGCCACGCUGAGAGUCCUCCAGGUAGCAGGGAGCCGUCCCAGCAGGACAAAUGGGUUGAAUACGACAAUAGUCUACCAAGUGGCUGCAUCAAAGUGUACAGCCGUACCCUCUUUGUGGGUGGCGUAACUUGCUCGGAGGGUGAACUGCGCGAGAUCUUCAACCGUUUCGGCCAGGUGCAGACAUGCAUUGUUAACAAGGACAAGAGGCACGCUUUUGUCAAGAUGUACUACCGCAAGGAUGCAGAAAAGGCAAAGACUGCCAUGGAGGAGACUCGCAACCUGGACUACCAACUUAGGACAAGAUGGGGUGUUGGCUUUGGCCCUCGGGAUUGCAGUGACUACCAGAGCGGGAUCAGCGUCAUCCCCAUCCACAAGCUCACCGAAGCUGACCGCAAGUGGAUGCUCACCGCCCCUUAUGGUGGCAGUGGCGGACGCCCAAUUGUGAGUGGUCUGUGCGUUGAGGAACCAGACAUUGAAAUCGGUGCCGGGGUGUCGUCAAAGGCGAUUAGCCGACGGAUGCAAACCGACAAGGGGGGCAAUCACGGCCCCAAAUCGAGUCGGCGCGAGGAUGAGCCUACGCACGGCCGAUGGCGCAGCCGCGACAAGCAGCACCGGGGGAGCGACCACAAGCGUGACGACCGCAAUGACAAGGGAGCCGCUAACGACGAUCCCAUUGUCAUGGACCUGCCGGCGGGAAUUACCAUGGGCCCCAACGGCAUCAAUUACCCGCCGAAUUUUGCUUUCGGCGCCACUACAGCGUCGAACCCUUAAGCUCGUCAUGUCUCCUACAACCCCCAACCGAAUGCUAGAUUCGGCACCACAUUAAUUCUCUCUUUCGUUCAUUACCAUUAUAACUUAGUUCUCGCGGCAUGAAUCCCGUAGCUUGGGAAUGCAUUGCGUACAGGACAGAAUCAGAGGCCGUGGGGCGGGGUGAACUCGGGGUCGGUUUGGUGGUAUGGUUCAUUGAUUCGUGGGCUUUCUCUCCUACUUUGGUGAACCUUGGGCAAGGUACUCUACAGCGGGCGGUUUCUAAGGCGGCUGGCGGGCGGGCGUUAGGGAAGCUCACGCAGGAUGGAAAAUGGGUUGACAUUGAUGCGUUUCUGGCUGAUCAUGACUGCUACGUAGGUAGUUGCAAGCACGCUCAGAGGAAAUAAUUUACGUAGAGAGACGGGCAGAACCACGUAUCAGUCAACCGCUCUUGCUUAUUUCGCAGGACUAGAAGCCAAAAAACAUCGAGUGGGCGUUUAAUCAAACACAGUU